AUGACUAAAAGAAAACAAAAUAAUAACUCAACUUCAAGUAAUACAGAAACAGACUCCAGAAAUUUAAGUAAACCAAAAUCAGGGCAUCCAUUAACAGGAGUUUGGAAAUGUUUUGAAAAAGAUGCACCUAAAGGCGAUAGUCAUUGGGAGAGAACCUAUCUUUAUUCUAAUGAACUAGAGUUAAAUUUAAAUGUUUCAAAUUUUAUUGAUCUUUGUUCUUCAGUUUUUACAAACUCUAAAGAUCAUUAUGAAAAUGAGACAGUUCAAUGA
Messenger RNA from Scutellospora calospora, 270 nucleotides. The record is from the annotation of a GenBank genome assembly. Lineage: Eukaryota; Fungi; Glomeromycota; Glomeromycetes; Diversisporales; Gigasporaceae.